AUGGUAGCGCAGCGACGUGAUGCAACCUCCGGGGGAGAUGGUGAACGUGGGGAACAUGAUCUACCUGGUGUUCCACCGCCGAGAUCUCGAGGCCCUGAUGCCGCCUUUCCGGCAAAUGACAAAGUUUCAGUUGGCGACGGCUCACUGCCGCCAGAUCUAAGCAAAGAAAGCGCCCAGGGAGAUCCGUCACAGAGUGAAGCGACAGAACUCGUCCGAAACUUCUUCGAGCAUCUCUAUCCAGUUCCUUCCUAUGCAUUUUUGCAUCCUUCCGUGACCUUAGCGAAAUGUGACGAAGGUACACUAGAGCGACCGCUAGUUCUUGCCAUUUGUGCCUUGACCUCGUUGCACGUGCCUGUGCACAAUGUGGUCAUUGACCGGGAGAAGAGUGACACAUGGGUGUCGAAUGCAGAAGAGACCAUCUGGAAGUGUCUGGAAAAUCCAUCAAUGUCUCGACUGCGAGCCCUGUUAUUGACUGUCAGCUAUCGCAUGACUACAGGGAGUUAUGAAAAGGCAUUCAUGUUGACUGCUAUAGCCGCCCGCGCAGCAUCUGCAAUGGGUCUUAAUCAUGAGCAAACACACUUGGAUCCUAUUUUUGAGGAGAUCAGGCGCCGCACUGUAUGGUGCUUCAAGUUGCUUGAGUCCUAUUUUUCUAUUGGACUGACAGAAUUUGAAGUCUGCCCCUUUGAGUGCAUUUACUUACACCCUCCGUCAUCGGAAGACUCGUUUGGUUUGAUAUGUCCCCCCGGCUCUGAAGAUUUUGUCAUCUACGCGUUGAGAGAUCAAAAUGAGUUAGGGUCACUGAAUAUGUGUAUUCGGUUGGCCUCUGUUCGCAGGGACAUUAUGAAGUUGACACGGGAGCUCGCUGUUUGCAGCGAACCUUACCUGCAUCUCAAAGAUGUGACUGGGGGCCUCGAGGAUAUACUCUGUGAACUCAAAACUAAAAUGCCAAACCAAGCGGAAAUCUCGACCAAGGGGCUGAAGAAUUUGAUUGAAAGUCCUUGGCUGCCUCGUCACAUCAUGAUGUUUACCUUGUGGCAUGGGUGCUAUUUUGACCUCUAUCGGAUUUUCCUCCCUGGGUACCCUGAAGCUCCGCCGUCUGUGGUUUUGAGUACCAUUGAUGCGCAGUUUGUUCAUAUAGCGACUAGAACCUGUAUUAAACAUGCACUGUCAGUCGUCAAUUUGUUUUGCGACUUGAAUCAGACUUGUACCAAGCCCCGGCUGCUUGAAUUUGCUACAGGAGUGUGCGUUUAUCACGCCAUUCGAUUGAUUCUGUUUAUCGCUCAUUCAUCGACUGAGCCAGAUCUUCUUAGCCUUGAAUUCGCCGUGAGUCGGGCGGAGCUAUGCCUGGCGGCUAUCAAGAGAUUUUUCCAUGGGCUAGCCUUGGCACAGCCGAUCCUCGAUGAUAUUGCCCAAUUGAUCGAAACAUUCUCAUCAAGCAAUUCUGCCAUAGAGACUCUUUCCAUAUUUCACAAAGUGAAUCACGGUCGAAAGUCCGACACUUGGAUUUUAUCCGCUGCGCGACCUCGGCAACACUUAGCCGUCCACAGCGUCUUACAACAGGCCAAAUUCCUUACGGAGGAGCCUCUCUCAUAA
Molecule: messenger RNA, 1593 nt
Organism: Penicillium expansum
Lineage: Eukaryota; Fungi; Ascomycota; Eurotiomycetes; Eurotiales; Aspergillaceae
Product: fungal specific transcription factor domain-containing protein
Exons: 1
Coding region: 1-1593 (530 amino acids)
Biological process (GO): DNA-templated transcription
Cellular component (GO): nucleus
Molecular function (GO): DNA binding; zinc ion binding
Source: RefSeq, a predicted model, not a curated record